This is a messenger RNA of Melampsora larici-populina 98AG31, 201 nucleotides long. RefSeq lists its product as uncharacterized. The transcript is spliced from 2 exons. The coding region runs from base 1 to 201 and encodes 66 amino acids. The record is from RefSeq and is a predicted model, not a curated record. NCBI's taxonomy places the organism in Eukaryota, Fungi, Basidiomycota, Pucciniomycetes, Pucciniales, Melampsoraceae.
AUGUUUGUCCUCCGCCAUCAUGUCGCCGAGUUCUCGUCAAAUAAGUUCCUCUCGACUAGCAGCAUCAUCUCCUACACAUAUAUCCUCCUCGGUUGGUCCACGUCGAAGCACCCGAACUACGCCAGUUCGGCUCCCAUCUUCUCGUACAAUGCUUUCAAUCCCAUCAGAUUCUCGAAAAUCGAUCCAGUCUGUUCGCAAUAA